AUGCCUGAAGCCAGCGUCAAAGCGCCCAAGAAGGGCUCCAAGAAAGCCGUCAAUAAGACCGUGACCAAGACCGGCAAGAAGAGGCGCAAGUCCAGGAAGGAGAGCUACGCCAUCUACGUGUACAAGGUGAUGAAGCAGGUCCACCCCGAUACCGGCAUCUCCUCCAAGGCCAUGGGCAUCAUGAACUGCUUCGUGAACGACAUCUUUGAGCGCAUCGCCGGUGAGGCCUCUCGUUUGGCUCACUACAACAAGCGCUCCACCAUCACUUCCACCAUCACUUUCCUGAGAAAAGUACACAAUCCUGUGUUAUCCUUCUCGCGGCAGAAUUUGCUCUAA
Pseudoliparis swirei is the source of this 336-nucleotide messenger RNA. Its product is annotated as histone H2B 1.2-like. The coding region runs from base 1 to 336 and encodes 111 amino acids. The record is from RefSeq and is a predicted model, not a curated record. Gene Ontology annotation, molecular function: protein heterodimerization activity; DNA binding; structural constituent of chromatin. Gene Ontology annotation, cellular component: nucleosome. The transcript is spliced from 2 exons. NCBI's taxonomy places the organism in Eukaryota, Metazoa, Chordata, Actinopteri, Perciformes, Liparidae.